AUGUCGAAAGUGGUUAGCUUAUCUUACAAGAAAAGCCAGAAACUCUUACAGUCCUUGCGCGACCAGCAACGGCACUCCCUGGGCACUGGGUUUGAGAGUGCCAAUAUCCUCCUCUCACCCAAGUAUCGCCUCAAAGACAAGGAUCUGAGAAAGAUCCACAAGGCUGCGCGUGUCGGGGAUGCAGCCAGAGUACAGCAGCUCCUGCUUGGGAAAUGCUGUGUGAAUGACAGAGACAAGAAGAAGAGGACUGCCCUCCACAUUGCCUGCGCUUACAGCCUCCCAAAAGUAGUGAAGGCCCUGAUCGAGGGAAAGUGUGAGAUGGACGCCGUUGACAGUGACAGAUGCACAGGUCUGGUGAAGGCUGUGCAAUGUAAGGAAGAAGAAUGUGCCACCAUUCUGCUGGAAAAUGGUGCCAACCCGAAUAUUGUGGAUGCCCAGGGCAACAGCGCUCUCCACUAUGCUGUCUAUUAUAAGAACACAUCACUUGCUGCAAGACUGCUUGAACAUGAAGUGAAUAUUGAAGAGAAGAAUAAGAGUGGCUUCACGCCAUUUUUACUGGCGGUCAGUGAAAACAAACUGAAGAUGGCAAAAUUUUUAUCAGUGAAGAAUGCUAAUGUGCAUGCAACUGAUAACCAGAAAAGAACAGCCCUCAUGCCUGCUGUAAGUCAUGACUCAACAGAUAUAGUUAGAUUUAUUCUUCAGCAAGGUGUAGACCUCUUUUGGAAAGAUGCCCUUGGAUUGACUGCAAUCGAUUAUGCUGAUGAUUUUAAAUAUUAUGACAAUAUGAAAAUCCUUCUUGAAUAUAAAGAGAAGAGAGAUGAGAAGUCUGAAAGAAGUCUGAACAAACUAGUGGAGGGAAGUGCUGAAGAGGACUCUUCCAGAAGGAAGGACCAACAGAGCCAGAAAGUGGAAAAAAUGAAAAAGGAAGGAUUGGCUGAACCAGGAACUGAAAGAAAAGAACAAGAGGCGGCUGAAGGGACGACGUCAGUGCACGACCCAUGGAGGCUCGAUGGCGGAGGAGAUGACCAGCUCCAGGAAGAUGCAACCAAGCCAAGGGCUAGCAAAGAAGAUGAAGAUGUGGCACACACAUUAGCCACAGAAAAAGAGGAUAAAGACGAAUCAUCCUGGGAUUCUGAGAGUGUCUCUGAGACUCUUCCACUUAUUUGCAUUGGUGUUGAUGGAAUGUUACAAGUAAAUGGCCAAGCAGUAGAAAAUCCGGAGAAAUAUCUUCAUUGGCUGGUAAUAACAUUUACCUUCUAUCUUGAAUUAUUAAGCAUGUGUAUCAUGUUACAUGCAAUAUGUAUUAACCAUCUUGUUUCAAAUCUCAUCCAGCGUAACAGAAAAGGGAAAAAUUCUCUCCCUGAUCAAAUGAAAGGAGUUGGGGAUGCACAGGCAUUCACACCAGCAGAGCCAGACUUAGAAUUGACUUCGGAAGAAGAGCACAAAGGGCCUGCCAGAAAUGAAGAUAAGCAGUGUCAGGUUGAAGAAGAAAGGAAGCAGGGAUGGGACGGAGGGGAAGCGUCAGAGAGCCUGUGCGCUGCUGCUCUUGACCAUGGUGGCUGUGGAUCACCUCUAACAAGGAAGAAUGGGACGUCUGGCUCCCAGCGGUCUCCUAGUGCCGACAGCGAAGAGCAGGAUGGUGAUUCUGCCUUGAAUAUAAAAGAAGAAAAGAAAAUAGGACAUGAAAACUGGUCAUCGGGAGACUUUGUGACUGAAUUGACGGCUGGGGAGUCUGAGUUGGCGGCUCAUCUCCUGAGAGUGAAGGAUACUUGUGGUUUAAAUGACAGCAGCCCUGAUAAAGGAAGGUCUGCAAAUCAAAAAUCAAAGGAAAAGCACAAGGUACUAGAAACAAAUGCUAUGGAAGACGCUGAUGACCUCACUCAGCCAUCUGAGUCGUGCUCAGAGGACGAGGCAGACUUGUAUCCUAACAGACAGCAAACAGAAACUGAAAAGGAGCCCUGGAAGCUACUUAACAGGAAAACUGGAAACAUGGAAAACAGAGAAGCUAAAGAAGAGGGGAUGAAAACAGAGCCCGUGAGAUCAAGAGUUGCAUUAAAACACAAAGAGAAGAAGAAGGAGAAUAAAGGAGUGAAGACCGAGUUACCAGGGAAAGAUGGACUUUCUACCGAAGACGCUGAAGACCAGCAAUAUGCCAUGGCUCUGGGGAGCCUGCACAUGAGAGCAAAGCAGACCUUGAGUCAGUUGCAAGAGGCACAGGAUCGACAAAGAGAAGUCAUACAGAGUUCUCAGAAGACGCAGGAUCACUUGCAGAAGUUUCAAGCUAAAUGUUCUGAGGCAGAAGUUACAAUACAAGAACAAGGAAAGAAAAUUGCAGAGCUUCAGGAGCUAUGGGCAAGCUUGACGAGAAACAAAGAGGAACAGCUAAAGAAACUCAACAAAAUCAUACUAUGUCUGAAGUGUUCUUUGGACCAAAAGAAGAGUAAAAAUGAAGAAUUGGAGAGGGAGUUCACUGAAAUAAAGAAACACUUAGAAAUAAUGAAAAGAAAAUUGAAUGAUCAUGAAAAUGGAGAAUUUAGUUGCCAUGGAGAUUUAAAAGUUAAAGAACUUGAAGUGAAUAUUUCAGUGGAUGUGUUAAAAAAUGAGAUCCAUGAAUUGAAAGAAAAGUGGGGAACUAUAAAUGCCAAAUAUCUACCUCUGAAUGUACAAUUUAAAUACAUUGAGCAGGAGUUGUUAUCAAUAAAAAUAGCACAAAAGCAAUACGAGAGGCUCCACAAGGAUCAGAAGGUUCUGGAAAGAGAAGUGCUAGACCUGCAGCAUCAGCUACGAGAGAACAUGGCAAAAUCAGAAGAUAAAAAACAUGAACUAGCACUAAGAGACAGUAAUAAUGAUUCGGUAAUGAGCCAAAUGGAACUCAGGCUGAAAAAUCUUGAAUCCGAGCUUGAGAAAAUGGAGGCUGAAGGAGAGUCUAACGCAAGAAAGGCAGAGAAAUACAGGCAAUGCUGUGUCAAAGAAAGGGAGCUCAGCAAGAUAUUAUCAGGGAAGCUCAGCAAGACUAACGGCAAACUGAGUAAAGUCAGAACAGACAUUCUGCUGGCGACAGAACGGAACAGAACUAUGCAGAGUGCGCUCAGUAUGAGACCUGUCCCCAAAUGUCCUGGUGUCACAAAAUGUAAUACUUAUGUAAAAUGCGACGCUAGCUUCAUGACAAGCAGAACCCCAGAGCCUUCUCCAUCCAGCUCUCAGCCUUCUGAGUCUAGGAGGAAGAGUCUGCUCAAGAAGCAGCAGCAAAUGGUAAAAGACAUAACUGCAGAGGUAGAUAAAGCUGCAGCUGAACUUGAGUGUUGGUCCUUAGAAGCUUAUCCUUCAGGAUCUAAACAAGAUCUACUUUAG
Molecule: messenger RNA, 3351 nt
Organism: Alexandromys fortis (reed vole)
Lineage: Eukaryota; Metazoa; Chordata; Mammalia; Rodentia; Cricetidae
Product: ankyrin repeat domain-containing protein 26-like
Exons: 30
Coding region: 1-3351 (1116 amino acids)
Molecular function (GO): protein binding
Source: RefSeq, a predicted model, not a curated record